UAGUGUUACACAGAACUGCUACUAGGAUCCGUUCCGUAAUCACACGAAGCAGUUAUCGUUAUAUUGUAACACGAGAGGUAGAGUUUGCUGUUUUGGUAUUUAAUCAGAGUUGAAUUAUUGUUAACAGUUUCAGCGACAUGCUGGUUGUAGAAUAAACAAAUAAGCAACGUUUACACAUUUUAUAAUCCAGCACUUGAACUGUAAUUUACCGACCGUCAUUAAUAGUAAUAAUUGGACUGUCAUCAUGUCAUGUGGCAACACCUCAUGAAGCAGUAUAUUUUAGAAUCCUGAAAGCAGUGUUGGAUUGCAGUUCAAGGGAUCACUAUGGAAAUGUAUGAAUCGACGACGCAGAACGGGAGGCAGCGCAAGCAUCAUACUUCUUGGAGUAUCAAAAUGAACGAACGCAAGCAUGCAACAGAUUUGGAAAUUGAAGAGAGUGAAACACUGCUACAGGGCUCAGAUAGUGAAGUUGGACAUUCUGCUCCCAAAGUGUGCUAUGGACUUAAAGAUGAACUGGGAAAUGUCUGUUUGCUGCUCUUCCUUUAUGUCCUUCAAGGCAUUCCAUUAGGUUUGGCUGGGAGUAUCCCUCUCAUACUCCAGAGCAAGAACGUCAGCUACACAGACCAAGCUUUCUUCAGCUUUGUGUUUUGGCCUUUCAGUCUCAAGCUACUCUGGGCACCUUUGGUGGAUUCUAUCUAUUUUCAACGGUUUGGACGGAGAAAGUCCUGGCUAGUGCCAACCCAGUAUCUCUUGGGACUAUUCAUGUUGUAUUUAUCAUAUACAGUAGACUCCUUACUGGAGAACAAUGGGCAAAAAGGCCCUGAUAUCGUGACUCUCACUGCUGUGUUUUUCUUGUUUGAAUUCUUAGCUGCCACACAAGAUAUAGCAGUGGAUGGAUGGGCAUUGACUAUGUUGUCUAGGGAAAAUGUAGGUUACGCCUCAACCUGCAACUCAGUCGGUCAGACUGCAGGAUACUUUCUAGGCAAUGUACUCUUCCUGGCAUUGGAGUCACCUAAUUUCUGUAACAAAUACCUGCGUUUUGAACCACAGGCCAAAGGCAUUGUCACUCUUUCAGAUUUCUUGUUUUUCUGGGGUAUUGUUUUCUUGGUGACUACGACAUUAGUUGCAAUAGUGAAAAAGGAGAACUGUAAAAAAUCCAAACCCAAAGAAGAAACCCAAGGAGUUAUGGAAACAUAUAAACUCCUCUUUUCAAUUAUCAAGUUGCCAACCGUUUGGACGUUUUGUGUUCUGCUCCUCACUGCUAAAAUGGGAUUUUCUGCAGCAGAUGCUGUAACUGGACUCAAAUUAGUUGAAGAAGGGGUUCCUAAAGAGCAACUGGCUCUGCUGGCCGUGCCUAUGGUACCUUUGCAGAUCUUAUUGCCUCUGAUUAUCAGCAAGUAUACUGCUGGCCCUCGACCGCUAGACAUCUUUUACAAAGCCUUCCCGUUCAGACUGCUGAUGGGGUUGGAGUUUGCAUUUCUGGUUUGGUGGACUCCUAGUGUAAAACAAGACGGAGGAUUUCCUGUAUAUUACUAUAUAGUCGUGCUGCUAAGUUAUGCUGUUCACCAGGUUUCCUUGUAUAGCAUGUAUGUGGCUGUCAUGGCUUUUCACGCGAAAGUAAGUGAUCCGCUUAUUGGAGGAACAUACAUGACUCUCUUAAAUACUGUAACCAAUCUCGGAGGUAAUUGGCCUUCCACGUUGGCUCUGUGGCUGGUGGAUCCUCUCACCUCGAAGGAGUGUAAAGGAGCUGAGGGGCAAACCUGUGGGUCUGCAGAAGAAGUUGGAUUAUGCACAAAACUCGGAGGCGCCUGUGUGACAACAUUUGAUGGCUAUUACGUGGAGUCUGUAGUCUGUAUUGUUAUCGGUUUCGGCUGGUGGUUCUGGCUUGGAAAGAAGAUGCGGAAGCUGCAGGAGGAAAAAACAUCUGCAUGGCAAUGCAGAAGAACCAAAUAAAAGCCAUAAAUAGGCACCAGAUCUAUGAUUUCAUUCAAGCUUUAAUCUGGUGGUGCUAAUUUGAUGCAAUGGAGCAUUACUAUUCUUGGUUUAAAUGGUACUGACUCUGAAUUCUAUGGAACCUAGUAUUCCUUUGCCACAAAAAAUUAUUUGCAUAGUUUUGGGAUGACACACAAAGAUAUAAAUUUACUAGUAUAAUUUCAGUUUCAUUAUUUGAUAUGUAGAUUUUGUUUCACAUCUACUUCAGACAGCUUUGCAAAGGGACCAACUAAAUGUGGUUGUUUUUAACAAUUGGAUUUUAUAUGGUGAGUUUAACAUUGGGAAGUUUACUCGUAAGGAUUCAUCAGUGUGGUCACUAUAGACUGGUCAUCUUUUAAGAUACGAUUGACUGGGGGGAAGGUGCAUAAGGGAAGAACUCGUACCCUGUGGUGUUUUGCAAACCUAUUCAUUUUUUUUUUUUUUUAACAGUAUACUAUGAUGCACUCUGGGUAUGUCGGCAAAAUACAUACUUCCUAGGAUUUAUAUAGCACAUUAUAAGUGUCUUUCUCUUGACAUAGCUGGUCCCUGUGACCGACUUUCCCAGCUUGUAAAAUAGCACCUCCUUACAAAUACUCAAGACUAGUACCACACAAACCCUUCAGAACUUCAGCCAAUCAGGUGUCGGGUAAUUCAGUCACUGUGACUGUCAUUCAGAGUAUGCUGAAUAGCUUCUUGUAUCCAACGUCAGUGCAAAGUUUGAUCAGACGGUUCUGCAUGUACUUUUAGUAGGUCAGCACGACCUGUCUCCUGAUGCCCACCAGAACCCAUGCUCUCCCUAAUUUGCAUCACCUUGUGCUGAGUGGUUCUGAAGAGAUUGCUAGAAUUAUGUAGUGUACAGACAGUCUCCUCCUGUCACAGGUGAUGAUCACUGUGCUGGCAUGCAGUACCAUAGCUUAUCAAACCCCAAAUUGUAAGAAAUAUAAUCCAGUCUGUUCACAUUAUUACCAGUGCCUUUUUGAACCAUUUGAAUGGCCUACUUUAAAAAUAAAUAAAUACAUAAAUAAAGAUCAUAUAAACUAUAUAAAUACAUAAGGCCCAGACUGCAUGAACGUUUGACCAAAUUGUUUGGAAUUCUUAUUUUAAAUGUAUAUUGUCAUCUUAAAUAUAGCAAGAGAUUUCUUCUUCUCUGUGAAUAACACAAUACAGUGUAGCUUUUUUAAUGCUCUUUAUUUAAAUAAUUUAGCACUGCUUUAAAAUGUCAGUCAAAGUCCAAAUAUUACACUUUUAUUUGGUUUAAGUUUAUUUUGAAUCUUGUGAAGGUAAGAUUAUGAUGUGUAAGAAAGAUGCAACUUUUUAUCUCCUAAAAAAAAACCUGGUUGGGUAUAGACUGGUUUACUGACUUCAUGUUUUACAUUUCUUUGUUUUUAUUAAUUUUAGCAAAUUUUGCGAUGUACUUGUAACUGAUAAUGUAAUUAUCUGCUAAUUUAAGUACCAUAAACCACACAGAACAGUAGUUUUGUUUUUCCCCUAUACAUUGCUAAAAUUCAUUUAUUGACACAAGUAAUGGAUAAAAAGGGGUUUGCUCUAUUUUGCUUGUUGUUUUUGUCUGUCGUGUUUUUUGUUUUGUUUGUUUGUUUAUUUUUUUUUCAAACUGCAUUGGAUCUUUACAUUCCUGAGACUGGUUAUAACUACUUUUCAUAUUUUUUUUAUUUAAAAAAAAAAAAAAAUGUAUUACACAUUUUAUAAAAUUACUGUAAUCUGGAUUCAAAUGCCUUCUGUUUUGUGUGUCAAAGUGUGCUACAUGUAAAAAAUUAUUAUGUUGACAGUGAUGGGUUUUCUGCAGUAUAAAUGUAUGUUUAAACAACAUAUUCAUAUCUGCACAAAACAAAAUUUAAUUAACACAAUUCCAUCAUUUGCACCAAUAAGAAUAUACAUUCCUCUUUCUUUUUUCACUGUUACAGAACGUAUCAUGUAUUUUAUUUACAUCUAGUUUUUGUUGAGCUUGGAAAAAAAUCUGUUUUGUAAAAUGUUCAGUGAUUUAUGGAUUUCAUGAAAGACUGAAUUUUAAUUUCAUUUAGUCUCUUUGUUUGAAAUUGUUUUGAAUAAUCUGGGCUUGUUAACAGGACACUUUUUAUGCUAUUUUUGGUCUUAUACAAAUGUGUAUUUUGAGUACAGUGUUUAUUUGAUUUGACAAUAUCUGUUGCUCAUUAAUUGUAAAGUAUACAAUUUGUAUAUAAGCCAUGCUGUAAACAUUUCUGAAUAACUUUUCUACCAACAUUACUGAAAUGUAAGAUUAUACAGAUUUAAUACAUAUCCUCUAUGUUAUAAAAUAUAUAGAACAUGUUUACUUUUCAGUAUUCUA
Molecule: messenger RNA, 4294 nt
Organism: Acipenser ruthenus (sterlet)
Lineage: Eukaryota; Metazoa; Chordata; Actinopteri; Acipenseriformes; Acipenseridae
Product: acetyl-coenzyme A transporter 1-like
Exons: 7
Coding region: 325-1953 (542 amino acids)
Cellular component (GO): membrane
Molecular function (GO): acetyl-CoA transmembrane transporter activity
Source: RefSeq, a predicted model, not a curated record